AUGAUUACGAGUACUGAAAACAUCAGCUGUGUUAACGAGCUCACCAGAUCCAAUAUACGUUUAACGGGUUUUCAAAAGCAAACAACAUGGAAGGAGCAACCAAAAAAAAUAAUAAAAUACGCGAAGAGUAUAUUGCGUGAGACUACGGUCGAACCAUGUUUGUUUAUUUACAUGUUGUGUACCGCUAUAUCAUCUUUAGCUGUCAUGAACAUGCACCUGGACAAGGCCUGCAGAGUAAAUUUCGAUUAUGGGGAUGAUGUUUGUGAUCGUAUUUCUAAAAGAAAUACUACCGGUCUGGAUAAAGAAGAAAAAGAAAUUCAGUCACUGGUAUCCGCAGUGGUGGCAUGGAAGUUCCCUCUUCAGACAGCAAUACCAGCAGCAAUGGUACUAUUUGUAGGAGCAUGGAGUGAUAAGUAUAAAAAAAGAAAAAUAUGUAUUUUAUUUCCAUUUAUUGGAGAGAUUAUUUGCAAUAUUGGGCUAUUGUUCGCAACGUAUUUCUUCAAAGAAUUGUCGCUGACAGCGACCGCUUUGAUCGAAGCGUUGCCUGCGGCCUUUACUGGCGGCUACAUCAUCAUAUUUAUGGGAAUGUUCAGUUUUAUGGCCGAUAGAACUACGAUAGAAAAUAGAACAUUCCGCUUGGGACUCGUAACGAUAUGUGUGACGGCAGGAACUCCGACCGGGACAGCUUUAAGUGGAAUAUUAUUGCGUGCUAUGGGAUAUUAUGGUGUGUUUUCAUUAUUAUUGGUGCUGUACUCCAUAUCGUUUGUGUAUGGUUUAUGCAGACUUGAAGACGUAGUGCCUCCUGAUGAGAAGAAGAGUUAUAAUGAUGUUGAGAAGAGUAAUCGGAGGAAUUUGUUGAAGGAAGUGUUUGAACUAGUCGGCAAUACUGUGAUGGUGGCUCUGAAGCCGCGUGCUUUAAGUGGCAGGGCUCAAAUAUUUUGUGUGUUGCUACUGUACCUGCUUAUGGUUGGACCACUUUACGGUGAUUCGCAAGUGGCGUACCUCUACGUGAUUCGUAAAUUCGGCUUUACAGAAGUUGAAUACAGCAUUUAUGGUACCAUAAACAUUGUGCUGGGCAUCUUUGGUACCCUAUUCUGCGUAUACAUCCUUAGUCAAAGGCUGAAUGUACAAGAUAGUGCCAUUGGGGCUCUCGCAGCUACUAGCAGGAUAGCCAGCUGUUUCAUGUUCGCGUUUGCACCGACAAGACCAUGGUACUAUUCGGCGCCUAUCUUAAACAUCUUCAGUCAUACUGGGUUGACUGCCAUCAGAUCGAUAGCCACUAAAAGUGUUCCUACUGAAGAAGUUGCUAAACUGAAUGCGUUAAUAGGAGUGACGGAGGCUAUAGCCCCUUCAAUAUACAUGCCAUCAACGAGCUACAUCUACGUCCAAACCAUCUCGUCCUUCCCUGGUGCCUUCUACAUGUUCGAUGCUGUCCUCACUGUGGUUGCUUUAGGACUAUUUACGGUCAUUUACAUACUGGUGAGGCGAAGGAUGAGAGUGACCGUCACGGAUCCACAGAAAAAAGAAGAAUUUGCGAGAACCAAUGAAGUUUCACGGUUUUAA
Spodoptera littoralis (African cotton leafworm) is the source of this 1563-nucleotide messenger RNA. Lineage: Eukaryota; Metazoa; Arthropoda; Insecta; Lepidoptera; Noctuidae. The record is from the annotation of a GenBank genome assembly.